Messenger RNA from Drosophila ficusphila, 3933 nucleotides. RefSeq names its product alpha-mannosidase 2 (gene alpha-Man-IIa). Lineage: Eukaryota; Metazoa; Arthropoda; Insecta; Diptera; Drosophilidae. The coding region runs from base 114 to 3440 and encodes 1108 amino acids. Gene Ontology annotation, biological process: mannose metabolic process; protein deglycosylation; N-glycan processing. Gene Ontology annotation, molecular function: carbohydrate binding; alpha-mannosidase activity. The transcript is spliced from 5 exons. The record is from RefSeq and is a predicted model, not a curated record. Gene Ontology annotation, cellular component: Golgi membrane.
CCACCGCUAAUUUGUUUAUGCGAAAAAAACCACGCAAGUCCAAAGCGAUUGGAUUUGUUGCAGUAGGCUGUCUGUGCGUGACGUCGGCCUUUCCGUGAUUAAUUAACCGGAAAAUGUUGCGCAUACGUCGACGCUUUGCCUUGGUGAUAUGCUCCGCCUGCCUACUGGUUUUUCUCAGCCUGUACGUGAUUCUAAACUUUGCGGCGCCGGCAGCAAAUCAGAAAAAGCCUAACUAUGUGGCCAUCGAGGACAAACUUCAGAAGCUGGAAAAUGGCCUGCAGGAGCACGGCGAGGAGAUGAGAAGCCUGCGGGCUCGUCUGGCUAAAACAGCGAACAGGGAGGAGCCAAUAAGGGCUCCACUGAAGAGUCCUCGAUCACCAAAGACAGGAGAAUGUCAGGAUGUGGUCCAGGAUGUACCGAAUGUGGAGGUACAAAUGCUGGAGCUCUACGAUCGCAUGUCAUUUAAGGACAUCGAUGGCGGUGUAUGGAAACAGGGCUGGAACAUCAAGUACGACCCUCUAAAGUACAACGCCCAUCACAAACUCAAAGUCUUUGUGGUGCCGCACUCCCACAACGACCCUGGAUGGAUCCAGACAUUCGAGGACUACUACCAGCACGACACAAAGCAUAUCCUAUCCAAUGCUUUAAGGCAUCUUCACGAGAAUCCUGAGAUGAAGUUCAUCUGGGCAGAGACGUCGUACUUUGCAAGAUUCUACCACGAUUUGGGAGAAAACAAGAAGCUGCAGAUGAAGUCCAUUGUAAAAAGUGGGCAGCUGGAGUUUGUGACUGGAGGAUGGGUGAUGCCAGACGAGGCCAACUCCCACUGGCGGAAUGUGCUGCUGCAGCUGACCGAGGGCCAGACCUGGCUGAAGCAGUACCUAAAUGUGACUCCCACUGCCUCCUGGGCCAUAGAUCCCUUUGGCCACAGUCCCACGAUGCCGUACAUCCUGCAGAAGAGCGGCUUCAAGAACAUGCUUAUCCAGCGAACUCACUACUCAGUGAAGAAAGAGUUGGCUCAACAGCGGCAGCUGGAGUUCCAUUGGCGACAGAUUUGGGACACCAAAGGUGACACGGCCCUCUUCACCCACAUGAUGCCCUUCUACUCGUACGAUAUUCCACACACUUGCGGUCCGGAUCCCAAGGUGUGCUGCCAGUUUGAUUUCAAGCGAAUGGGCGCAUUUGGAUUAAGUUGCCCAUGGAAGAUACCACCCCGAGCUAUUGUAGAUGGAAAUGUGGCAAUACGCUCGGAUAUGCUGGUUGAUCAGUGGAAGAAAAAGGCCGAGCUGUAUCGUACAAACGUAUUGCUGAUUCCCCUAGGCGACGACUUCCGCUUCAAGCAGAACACCGAGUGGGAUGUGCAGCGGGUUAAUUACGAGAAACUCUUUGAGCACAUCAACAGCCAGGCGCACUUCAAUGUGCAGGCACAGUUCGGCACACUCCAUGAGUACUUUAAUGCAGUGCAUCAGGCGGAAGAGGCGGGUCAGGUUGAGUUUCCCACGCUGAGUGGCGACUUUUUCACAUACGCCGAUCGUUCGGACAACUACUGGAGUGGCUACUACACAUCUCGUCCGUAUCACAAGCGCAUGGACCGUGUGCUGAUGCACUACGUUCGCUCUGCAGAAAUGCUAUCCGCUUGGCACUCUUGGGACGGAAUGGCGCGCAUCGAGGAGCGUCUAGAGCAGGCUCGUCGGGAACUGUCGCUGUUCCAGCAUCACGAUGGCAUCACUGGCACUGCCAAAACGCACGUUGUACAGGACUACGAGCAACGCAUGCAGGAGGCUCUAAAGGCUUGUCAACUGGUGAUGCAACAGUCGGUCUAUCGCCUGCUCACCAAGCCCUCAAUCUACAGUCCGGACUUUAGCUUUUCGUACUUUACGCUUGACGACUCACGCUGGCCGGGAUCGGGCGUGGAAGAUAGCCGCACCACUAUUAUAUUGGGCGAGGAUAUACUGCCCACCAAGCAUGUGGUGAUGCACAAUACGCUGCCCCACUGGCGAGAGCAGUUGGUGGACUUCUAUGUGUCCAGUCCAUUCGUGAGUGUCAGCGAUCUGGCAAACAACCCAGUGGAGGCUCAGGUGUCACCUGUAUGGAGCUGGCAUCACGACACUCUGACGAAGACCAUCCACCCACAAGGCUCCACAACCAAGUACCGCAUCAUCUUCAAGGCACGAGUACCGCCUAUGGGAUUGGCCACUUACCUUCUGACCAUUUCCGAGUCCAAACCAGAACACACCUCGUACGCCUCGAAUCUUUUGCUGAGAACAAAUCCAGUCUCCGUGCCCUUGGGUCAGUACCCAGAGGAUGUGAAGUUUGGGGAACCUCGCGAAAUUUCAUUGCGAGUUGGUAAUGGUCCUACGCUUGCAUUUUCGGAGCAGGGUCUGCUAAAGUCAAUCCAGCUCACCCAGGAUAGUCCGCAUGUGCCGGUGCAUCUAAAGUUCCUCAAAUACGGCACUCGAACGCAUGGAGAUCGUUCCGGAGCAUAUCUGUUCCUGCCCAACGGGCCUGCUUCGCCCAUCCAGCUUACCAAACCAGUGGUGCUGGUGACCAAGGGCAAAUUGGAAUCCUCGGUGAGCGUGGGCCUGCCAAAUGUGGUGCACCAAACCAUAAUGCGUGGCGGAGCACCUGAGAUUCGCAACCUAGUUGACAUCGGCGUGCUGGACAACACUGAGAUUGUGAUGCGAUUGGAGUCACAUAUCGACAGUGGCGACAUCUUCUACACCGAUCUCAAUGGACUGCAGUUCAUCAAGCGCCGGAGACUGGACAAAUUACCCUUGCAAGCCAACUAUUACCCAGUUCCAUCUGGCAUGUUUAUCGAGGAUGCCAAUAUGCGACUUAGUCUGCUUACGGGUCAACCCCUGGGUGGAUCUUCCCUGUCUUCCGGUGAACUGGAGAUCAUGCAGGACCGUCGCCUGGCUAGCGACGAUGAACGUGGACUGGGACAAGGUGUCUUGGACAACAAGCCGGUGCUGCACAUCUAUCGCCUGGUGCUGGAGAAGAUUAACAACUGUGCCCGUCCAUCAGAGGUGCACCCCGCUGGUUAUUUCACCAGUGCUGCCCACAAGGCCUCCCAAUCCCUGCUGGAUCCGCUGGAUAAGUUUAUAUUCGCUGAAAAUGAGUGGAUUGGGGCACAGGGGCAUUUUGGCGGAGAUCACCCAUCAGCCCGCGAGGAUCUGGAUGUUCCUGUGAUGCGACGUUUGACUAAGAGCUCGGCUAAAACACAGCGUGUUGGCUAUGUUGUGCAUCGCACCAAUCUCAUGCAGUGCGGCUCCCCAGAGGAGCGGGCACAGAAGCUGGAUGUGUGCCAACUACUGCCAAAUGUGGCGCGAUGUGAACGAACGACGCUCACCUUCCUACAGAACCUGGAGCACUUGGAUUCCAUGGUGGCGCCGGAGGUGUGCCCCAUGGAAACUGCGGCCUAUGUGAGCAGCCACACAAGCUGAUCGCCACGGGUCCUUCAAAAGGAUGCCAGCGCAAAGGAGCAGCGGCAAAAUGACAACUUAUGAAUCUCGGACGCUAACUCACUGCAGUACAGGCAACCUUCGUUUAAUGAUCAAUUCAAAAGCACUGACUGCACCAGAACACGAUGCGUAAUGCAUACUACGUAAUUUUAUUUAUUCAAGCUUCCUCAAGUGGGUUUGGAAAUUCAAUCCUAUGACGCAGCGGUGUGUUUUUUGCACCCCCUUGUUACUACACAUUUUACUUUGUUUCCCCUAGUUUUUUACGUUUUUGUGAUAUCCCUUCAGUCCCACAGCAAGCAAUACAUGUCUGUCUUCUAUAUCCCAAAGGGGAUAUUGCCUAAAAACCACGAAUCGUAACUACAUAUAUCUAACGUUUUACUGUAAUGUAAGCUUAGUGAUAAUGAUGCAAUGGCAAUGAUAUUAAUCUCGACGUUUGUUUUGUAUCGAACCGAAUAAAUUGAGUCUCAUUUUAGAA